Aspergillus uvarum CBS 121591 is the source of this 4257-nucleotide messenger RNA. RefSeq names its product carbamoyl-phosphate synthase (glutamine-hydrolyzing) CPA2. Lineage: Eukaryota; Fungi; Ascomycota; Eurotiomycetes; Eurotiales; Aspergillaceae. Gene Ontology annotation, molecular function: aspartate carbamoyltransferase activity; ATP binding; dihydroorotase activity. Gene Ontology annotation, biological process: UTP biosynthetic process; 'de novo' pyrimidine nucleobase biosynthetic process; L-citrulline biosynthetic process. The transcript has 3 exons. The record is from RefSeq and is a predicted model, not a curated record. Gene Ontology annotation, cellular component: cytosol; cytoplasm. The coding region runs from base 312 to 3830 and encodes 1172 amino acids.
AUCCCUUCUCUUCCUCUCUUUGCUUCUUUGUCUUCUCAUCUUCUCCUCUCUCUCCCUCCCUAGACAAUUCUGUCGGGAUAUCUACCCUCCCUCUGAGUCCUCCCCUUGUGACUUGGGCGUGUGGCAGAAAGCGGGACACUACCAACCCCAAGGAGAGCCGGAUAAAAAAAAGCGGAGUCUCCAGGUUUGUCCUUGUUCGGAAUCUCCAAACCAGCAAUUGAGAGUGUCUUCCUCUCAAUUGACUCAUCGCACAUCCCUUCCCUCCCCCCCUCCUCACACCUUAAUUUUCGCUUCCAUCAGCGCAGCGCGCAAUGGUUCUCGCCGCUCGUUGCGGGCAGGCUACGUCCGCCCUCCUGCGUCAGAGAUGCUUGGCUGAAUCCCGUCGAUCGGCCCUCGCUCUGCGCCCGUUCUCCUCCCAGACCACGGCUCACUCGACGGCUUCGAGUCUCAGAUUGUCCAAGGCGCCUUCUCCGUGGCGACCGCAGCAGCUGCGCUCUUUCUCCAGUGCCCUUCGUCGCUUGGCUUCGGAGUCCUCGAAUGCUCCCUCCGCCGACAGCUACCUGGCCAGCGGGGUUGUGAAGCCCGGCAGCAACCUGGUUGAUGUCAAGAAGGUUUUGGUCAUCGGUAGUGGUGGUCUGAGCAUUGGUCAGGCCGGAGAGUUCGAUUAUUCCGGUUCCCAGGCUUUGAAGGCUCUCAAGGAAGCCGGCGUGCAGUCGGUCCUGAUCAACCCCAACAUCGCUACGAUUCAGACGGAUCACAAGCUUGCAGAUGAAGUUUACUACCUUCCGGUCACUCCGGAAUAUGUGACCUACGUUAUCGAGAGGGAGAGACCCGAUGGCAUCUUCCUUUCUUUCGGUGGUCAGACCGCUCUGAACCUUGGUGUGCAAAUGAACCGUAUGGGUAUCUUCGAGCGCUAUGGUGUCAGAGUCCUUGGAACCAGCAUCAAGACCUUGGAGACUAGUGAGGACCGCGAUCUAUUCUCCAAGGCUCUUAACGAGAUCAACAUCCCUAUCGCUGAGUCUAUUGCUGUCAGCACCGUUGACGAUGCCCUGAAGGCUGCUGAGCAGGUUGGAUAUCCUAUCAUCGUCCGUUCCGCAUAUGCUCUGGGUGGUCUCGGUUCCGGUUUCGCUGCCAACCCUGAGGAACUGAGGAACUUGUCUUCUCGUUCUUUGACUCUUUCUCCCCAGAUUCUCGUUGAGAAGUCUCUCCGUGGCUGGAAGGAGGUUGAGUAUGAGGUUGUUCGUGACGCCGCCAACAACUGCAUCACUGUGUGUAAUAUGGAGAACUUUGAUCCCCUUGGUAUCCACACCGGUGACAGUAUUGUUGUUGCCCCCAGUCAGACUCUGUCUGAUGAGGAGUACCACAUGCUCCGCACUGCUGCCAUCAAGAUUGUGCGUCACUUGGGAGUUGUGGGUGAAUGUAACGUUCAAUACGCUCUGCAGCCCGAUGGUCUUGACUACCGUGUCAUUGAGGUCAACGCUCGUCUCUCUCGUUCGUCUGCUUUGGCCUCCAAGGCUACCGGUUACCCUCUCGCCUACACUGCUGCGAAGAUCGGUCUCGGCCACACCCUUCCUGAGCUUCCCAACGCUGUUACCAAGACGACUACUGCCAACUUCGAACCCAGUCUCGACUAUAUUGUCACCAAGAUCCCCCGGUGGGAUUUGAGCAAGUUCCAGCACGUGAAGAGAGAUAUUGGCAGUGCCAUGAAGUCUGUUGGUGAGGUCAUGGCCAUUGGUCGUACCUUUGAGGAGUCUUUCCAGAAGGCCAUCCGCCAGGUUGACCCUCGCUUCGUUGGUUUCCAGGGCGAUGCGUUCGAGAACCUUGACGAUGCUCUGCAGAACCCUACCGACCGCCGCUGGUUGGCUGUUGGCCAGGCUAUGCUUCACGAGAACUACACUGUGGACCGUGUCCACGAGCUGACCAAGAUUGACAAGUGGUUCCUCUACAAGCUCCAGAACAUUGUGGACUGCAACAAUGAGCUCAAGGAAAUCGGUAGCCUCUUCGGUCUCCAGAAGGAGGUCAUCCUGAAGGCCAAGAAGCUCGGAUUCUCUGACAAGCAAAUUGCUCUCCUUGUCGGCGCUACUGAGGAUGAUGUCCGUGCUCGCCGCAAGUCUUUCGGCAUCAGGCCCUGGGUCAAGAAGAUUGACACUCUCGCCGCCGAGUUCCCUGCUGACACCAACUACCUUUACACUACCUACAACGCUACCUCUCACGAUGUCACCUUCGAUGACCACGGAAUCAUCAUCCUGGGUAGCGGUGUCUACCGUAUUGGAAGCUCUGUUGAGUUUGACUGGUGUGCUGUUAACGCUACUCUCUCCCUGCGCAACAUGGGCAAGAAGACUGUCAUGAUCAACUACAACCCUGAGACUUACUCUACUGACUUCGAUACCGCUGACAAGCUCUACUUCGAGGAACUCAGCUACGAGCGUGUCAUGGAUAUCUACGAGCUUGAGAGCGCCAGUGGUGUUGUUGUUUCCGUCGGUGGUCAGCUUCCUCAGAACAUCGCUCUCCGUCUGCAGGAGACCGGCGGUGCUCACGUUCUCGGUACCGACCCCAAGGACAUUGACCGCGCUGAGGACAGACACAAGUUCUCCCAGAUCUUGGACAGCAUUGGUGUCGAUCAGCCCGCCUGGAAGGAGCUCACUUCCGUUGCUGAGGCUGAGCGUUUCGCUGAGACCGUUGGAUACCCUGUCUUGGUCCGUCCCAGUUACGUCUUGUCUGGCGCUGCCAUGAACGUUAUCUACAGUGUCGAUGAGCUCAAGGAGAAGCUCCUCAACGCCAGUGCUGUUUCACCUGACCACCCUGUCGUUAUCACCAAGUUCAUCGAAGGAGCUCAGGAGAUCGACGUCGACGCCGUCGCUUCCAAUGGCAAGCUCCUGCUCCACGCUGUCAGUGAGCACGUUGAACCCGCUGGUGUUCACUCUGGUGAUGCCACUCUUGUUCUCCCCCCUGCCGACCUCGACGAGUCUGUCAUGGGUCGGGUUAAGGAGAUUGCUGAGAAGGUCGCUAAGGCUUGGAACAUCACUGGUCCCUUCAACAUGCAGAUCAUCAAGGCCGAUGUCGAGGGUGCCCUGCCUGAGCUGAAGGUCAUUGAGUGCAACCUUCGUGCUUCUCGCUCCUUCCCCUUCGCCAGUAAGGUGCUGGGAACCAACUUCAUUGAUGUUGCUACCAAGGCCCUUGUUGGACGUGACGUUCCUGAGCCCGUCGAUCUCAUGAGCGUCAAGCGCCCUUACCUUGCUACCAAGGUUCCCCAGUUCAGCUGGACUCGUCUGGCUGGUGCCGAUCCUUUCCUGGGCGUCGAGAUGGCCAGUACUGGUGAGAUUGCCUGCUUCGGUAAGGACGUUGUUGAGGCCUACUGGGCUUCUCUUCAGUCUACCAUGAACUUCCGUGUUCCUGAGCCCGGUGAGGGUAUCCUGCUCGGCGGUGACAUCAACAACCCUGCCUUGUCUCAGAUUGUGGAAUACCUCCAGCCUCUGGGCUUCAACUUCUUCGCUGCUAGCGAGACCGUCAAGAAGCACCUCGAGUCGGCUGCCGGUGUCUCCGUGCAGGUGAUUGAGUUCCCCAAGGAGGACAAGCGUGCCCUCCGUGAGGUCUUCCAGAAGUACAACAUCCGUGGUACUUUCAACCUCGCCAAGACCCGUGGCAAGACUCUCCUUGACGAAGACUAUGUUAUGAGACGUAACGCUGUCGACUUCGGUGUCCCCUUGUUCAUGGAGACCAAGACUGCUCUGCUCUUCGCCCAGGCUAUGAGCCAGAAGCUGCCCCGCAAGGAGGGCAUUCCUGCCGAGGUUCGCACCUGGUCCGACUUCGUUGGCGGCAAGCUGCUGUAAACCAAUUUUCAUGGCAGUGAAGAGAAAAAGGGACGCAAAAAGUUUUCUUUAUAGAUAUAAUUGCGGUUGGAUAAGUGUCUUUCUAGGCACUAUCCAGCUGCCGUGUUUGGCGUAGCGGAUAUGGCUCCAUGUUGAUAGAUACGAUGUUUUACUGGCCCUGGUCUGGAGGGGGUUCUGCUUCGUCUUGGAAAAGACGAUACGAUGAAUACGUUCAUGUACUUUUGACUGGUUUUGUGGAUCAUUAGCUGUGUUGCCCAUACCUUGGUUAUCCAUGGUCUUCGUAGGAUGGCCAUGUGCCAGGGCGAAAGGCUUGGUGAGUCGGCUUUCUCACUAAAAUUGUAUUUUUAGUUGUUAUUUGAGCACUACUUUCUCUCCACUUCACAUGUGUAUCAUAAUUCUCCAGUUCGAACAUGUAGGAGGUGCUGUG